Umbelopsis ramanniana AG is the source of this 1470-nucleotide messenger RNA. RefSeq lists its product as uncharacterized. The record is from RefSeq and is a predicted model, not a curated record. The coding region runs from base 1 to 1470 and encodes 489 amino acids. The transcript has 3 exons. NCBI's taxonomy places the organism in Eukaryota, Fungi, Mucoromycota, Umbelopsidomycetes, Umbelopsidales, Umbelopsidaceae.
AUGGGCGGUGUGCAACUUGCACCAAGAGAUUUUAUUGAGCCUGUUGACUUGAAACAAGAUGUUGCCUGGGAUCAGUGGCACGAUAUGAUCUCGGCAGAAGACCUUACUGAAGAAAUCGAACAUAUCAUGAUGAACGAAUCCGUUCCUUCAUGGAUCAACGAAUGGCAAGAUCAGGUAGAAUCCCCCACCUUGGAAUCUUCUAUCUUUCCCCAUACCCUCGGGGAUCUGUUCGGUGGCGACGAGAUCGCAGCUGGUCUUUACGAUGAAAUGACGUUUUAUCCCAGUCACGACUCACCAGCCGUUACCGAGCCAGAAUUAUCGCCACCAUUAUCGACCUCUCAUUCCACCUGUGGUGAGAGUAUCGACCAUAACCUUACACAAGACAUUGACGACGUUCAGGUUGCCAUGUCUUCUGAAUCAGAAUCGUCUGACAGUGAUGACGAAGAAGAGGAAGAGCCUGUGUUGCUCGCUGACUGCACCCAGCCAGCUUUCGAUCAACAAGACGGUUCAGAUUCUGAGGAUGAGGAGCAAUUCCUUUACCAAAAGGCAUAUGCUAGUCGAGGAAACAGCUCGACGCCUGUCGCUUCUUUCAUGCAGCGAAGACAGAUGGAAGAAUCUAUUUUGGAAAAGAUCACAACCCAGUUGGAUGCUGAAAAGCUUCCUGCCAUCCUUACCAUCAUUGGUUCAGAUCAAGACGAGCAAUCGCAUGGUGGUGAAGUUGAAAUUGAUCUUACUCGAUUGGAUCAAGAUCGCUUGGGUCGAAUUUUGGCGUAUGUCGAUGCAUGUGUUUUAGAGCAACACGGUGGUCCCUCUGUUCAACUGAAUGAUUAUUUGUGUGCUCGCCCUGUUAUUCAAGAAACCAAACAAACCCCUAAAAAAUCAAGAACCAGACCUGUUGAUUCUGACGACGACAGCGACGAUGAUAGUCAAGUGUAUGAGUUGCCAAAGCGACGAAGACGCCAACGACAGACGCCUGCUCGGAAACGUACUCGCAAGCAGAGAUCACCUAUUACAAAGCACGGCAAAAUGACAGAAGAUAUAAUAGGUGGCCAUACGGUCAUUGUUGAUGAACUGUCACUCGGUUUAGGUGGAUCAAUUGGUGACGGCCCAUUGUCUUUGAGUACGUUAAAUUCCGUCACUGUCCAUCAAGCUGGCGGAAAGUCCAAAACUGGCCACAAGUCCAUUGAUCCCGAAAGUAUUGCAGCAUCACGACCAAAGCGCCGGGCAGCUGUACACAAGAGAAGAAUGUUGGAAGAAUUACUUGCACCCUCUGACGACGAUGAUGAAGAUAUAUCCAACGAAGUUCCCCUCGUUGUUCAUAGUGAUGAAAAAAUGGAUAUGGGCGUCACCGAAGAUAAAGUCAUAGUCCAUGAAUCAGUAUCUGCCUCCUUGGCUGGACCAUUGGCACCUACCUAUACUCAGCAUGUAUCUGAUGAUGCCGAUGAAGAAGAUAUUGACAUCAUGGACUAG